Peniophora sp. CBMAI 1063 is the source of this 1014-nucleotide messenger RNA. NCBI's taxonomy places the organism in Eukaryota, Fungi, Basidiomycota, Agaricomycetes, Russulales, Peniophoraceae. The record is from the annotation of a GenBank genome assembly.
AUGGUCGUCAAAGUCGGCAUCAACGGUUUCGGUCGUAUCGGCCGUAUCGUCCUCCGUAAUGCGCUCCUCGAUGAGCGUGUUCAGGUUAUCGCCGUGAACGACCCCUUCAUCGCUCUUGACUACAUGGUCUACAUGUUCAAGUACGACACUGUCCACGGCCGCUUUAAGGGCACCGUCGAGACCAAGGACGGCGCUCUUAUCGUCAACGGCCACCCCAUCAAGGUCUUCAACGAGAAGAACCCGGCCGACAUCAAAUGGGGCGAGGCCGGCGCCGAGUACGUCGUCGAGUCGUCCGGUGUCUUCACCACCAUCGACAAGGCUUCGGCCCACUUGAACGGCGGUGCCAAGAAGGUCAUCAUCUCGGCUCCCUCUGCGGACGCACCCAUGUUCGUCGUCGGCGUUAACCUCGACCAGUACAAGUCGGAGUACAAGGUCAUCUCCAACGCCUCCUGCACGACCAACUGCCUCGCUCCCCUCGCCAAGGCCGUCCACGACAAGUUCGGCAUCGUUGAGGGCUUGAUGUCCACCAUCCACGCCACUACCGCCACCCAAAAGACCGUCGACGGCCCGUCCAACAAGGACUGGCGUGGCGGCCGUGCCGUCAACGGCAACAUCAUCCCCUCGUCGACCGGUGCCGCCAAGGCCGUCGGCAAGGUUAUCCCCUCGCUCAACGGCAAGCUCACCGGUCUCGCCUUCCGUGUCCCCACGAACGACGUCUCCGUUGUUGACCUCGUCGUCCGCCUCGAGAAGGAGGCCUCCUACGACGAGAUCGUCGAGGCCAUCCGCGAGGUCUCGAACACCUCGAUGAAGGGCGUUCUCGAGGUCACUGACGAGCUCACCGUCUCGACCGACUUCAUCGGCCACACCGCAUCGUCGAUCUUCGACGCCAAGGCCGGCAUCUCGCUCAACAAGAACUUCGUCAAGCUCGUUUCGUGGUACGACAACGAGUGGGGUUACUCGAAGCGCGUCGUCGACCUCCUCGUCUACGCCGCGACCAAGGACGGCAACGCGUAA